Messenger RNA from Pelodiscus sinensis (Chinese soft-shelled turtle), 3152 nucleotides. Lineage: Eukaryota; Metazoa; Chordata; Testudines; Trionychidae. The record is from RefSeq and is a predicted model, not a curated record.
UUGUUUAAAAAGUUGAGCAUUUAAAACCCCAGGGGGAAAAAUUCUCAGUCUUAAAAAAUAUAUUAAGAAAUCAGUCCAAAAACUGGUUGAGCAAUGGACUGAUGUCCAUGCCUGGGAAAUGUUAAAAGAGUUGGGAUUAGGAAUUUUUUUCUUCUUCUUUUUUCUAACGUUGUUACAUCCCAAGGCUAAAUUUAAUGUCUGUCCCUAGAGGCCCCAUCCUGAGGGACUUCAGAGCGUGGAGUGUUAAAAUAGGUGGGUAUUUCAGUUUUAUGAAUGCUCUGUAAAGAUCUUGUAGGUGAUUGUCCCCGUCUGUGAGGUCAGAGCAAAUCCGGUUGUUUCCUAGGGCUUGGCACUGUACAAUCAACUGAAAAAUGUGUCUGGGAUGGAAGCUGGAAGCAUGAAGAAAAUAAUGGCCACACAAUGGCAUCGGACCAUGAUGCAGAAGACAUCCUAAAGCCUCUGGUCUUCCGGCUCCAUGAAAACGUUCCUAAAGCAGUCCGUGAGGUCUUAUUGGAACGAGGAUGGAGUGAAUUUGACGAACAAGAGCAAGAUGAAGCAGACUGGAAUCUGUACUGGCAGAACUCCCCUUUCCGUAUGACUGACCACCGCAGCAUUAAACCAUGGCAGAGGCUGAAUCAUUAUCCAGAAACAGCCAGGAUCACAAGGAAAGACUAUCUGGCAAGGCAUUUGAAACGCAUGAAAGGAAUUUAUGGACCAUCUCUUUAUGAGUUUAGUCCAGUGGCAUUCAUCAUGCCUAACGACUAUGUCAAGUUUAUGGCAGAAUAUACCAAGGAGAGACAGGCACUGGGCAGAAAGCCAAGCUACUGGAUUUGCAAGCCUGUGGCUCUGUCUCGUGGAAGGGGCAUACUCAUUUUCCAGGACAUUAAAGACUUUGUAUAUGAUUGCAUGGUCAUUGUGCAGAAGUACAUUAGUAAUCCUUUGCUUAUUUCUGGGUACAAAUGGGAUCUCCGCCUCUAUGUCUGUGUCACCAGUUUUUGCCCCCUUACCAUUUACACUUACGAAGAAGGACUGGUGAGGUUUGCCACUGAGAAGUAUGACCUCGGUUCUCUGGACAAUGUCUACGCCCACCUGACAAACACAAGCAUCAAUAAAUUUGGAGCCUCAUACAAAAAAAAUAAAGAAGGGAUCGGCCGUGGCUGCAAAUGGACAUUCAGCAAAUUCCGAUCUUACCUACGCAGCCAUGAGGUGGAUGACCUGCUGCUGUGGCGGAGAAUAAACAACAUUGUAAUGCUGACCCUGCUUGCAGUAACCCCAUCUGUUCCCUUAACUUCCAAUUGCUUUGAGCUGUUUGGGUUUGACAUUCUGAUAGAUGACAAAUUCAAACCAUGGCUUUUAGAGGUCAACUACAGCCCAGCCUUGCACCUAGACUGUUCCAUAGACACAACAGUGAAAAAGAGACUUCUCCAUGAUAUCAUUGAAUUGCUAAAUUAUAAGCAAACUGACACCUUGAGAGAAAACAAAGGGGCCAGCACUAAAUCUUCCUAUGCUGGUAGAACACACAUCCGCUUGACUACACAGAAUGAAAAUGCAACUGAUGAUUCUCCUGAUUUCCUUGCUUCUAAGCAAGAGAGUGAAUGCACUGCCACUUCUGCAGUACAGUCGCUCUUAGAUGUUGCAAGAGGUUCAUUUAAAAAGGGGGCCAUAGCAAUGGGGAAAAUGUCCAGAACACAACCCAGGAAAACACUAACCUCACAGCUCCGGGAAAGGAUGAAUAAGCCAAAACCAUCUUCGCAAUCAAAAGCUGCAUCUAAAAGCAAACAGCUACCAGGCGCUAGACAUUCUCCACAUGCGUCUGUCCAAGUCACCCAUUGGUUACCUACCACUGAAUCGUUCAAUUACAAAUUAACUAUUCCUCCAUAUUUUGUUUCCGCUAAAGACAAAAGGCCGUUCCCUCGGAUAGGUGAUUUUGUCCUUAUAUUUCCUUUCAACGAUGCGGCGCUUGAGGCUUCCAGAAAUGGAAUAGAUAUAAAAAGCAUCAUACAUGAAAUACACAAGUUAAUGAGCAAACAGUUACCUCUUGAACAGCAGAAUGUAAAGAAGAGAAAAGAUUAUUUAUCUUUUAGAUAAUUCAGUGGAUGUUAGGAUAUAAGCUGCAGCACAACAAAAGCAUAUGAUGAUAAUCAGAGAUGAAUGAAGCUGGGCCAUCAGGUGGUGCUUUAGCCUGAAGAUAGUAGAUAUGUGCUGAAGUCAUCUCAGAAAUAGGGAUCUUUCAAAAGCACAGCCAUUUGAAAGUGUCUUUUGUAAUUUAAACUAUGACCCUAGUAUAUUUUUUUAAAUAAAAGAAUUAAUUGAAUAUUUAAUUUCCAUUCUGCCUCUAAAAUAGUCCCUACAUGGAAAUAUGAAGUUGUAUAUUCUUUCAUAAGUUUUUAAAAUGUCAAUCUUUCCUUUUGUUUAUGAGCCAUUUAUUCAUCCCUGCCUUUCAUAGCCAAGAUCUUUUUUUUUUCCUGCUGGGGAAGCUUUAGAACUAUACAUGGUUGAUUAGUUUACCACCUAAAGCAUGCAACUUAGGUAUCAAUGUCCCAUAGUUUACAGUGUUAUUUAUAGUCAUAAAACUAUUAAGGCUUUUUAAGAAUUCAGUACACUGAGUCUGAUACACUGAGCUCUUGGGCAUUCACUUCCACAAACUGACUAUGUGCUGUGUGAAGAAAUACCAUUCAAAUAGAAUUACAUUAUUUUCUCUCAAUAAGGGGUUUCUGCAGAAAUUCUUAUAAAAUGCAAUUUCAAAAAUAUCCUACAUCCUAUUCCAGCCUGGUUUUCAAAUCUAGGUCUCAAACCGUAAACAAAGAAUCCCCAACUGUCUUUGUCAAGUAGAAAAUACUAUAAUUCAGUCUCCCAAGGCAACAGAGAAAUGUAAUAUUGGAGCUUGGAUGUGAACAGCAAGUGCCAUUCUAGGAUCACCAGAUAACAUCUCUCUCUCACAGAUACAAUACAUUAUAUACCUGCUGGGGCUUUCCUCAUGUGAAUCAGUUACUCAGUUUUGUUAUGCCAUAAUUUUGCUGCCUUACAUUAGACUGCUGGUGUAAAACUUUUUGUGCAAUAAACUGAGUAGGGAGAAAAAAAACAACAAAAAAAACCAAAAACCAUUAACAUUGAAUUGAAGUUUUUGUUUGAUUUCCUGUCUAAGCCAUUUG